UGAAAUAGUGUGUAGAAGUUUUGGUCGCUGCUGCUGACACGGAGCUGAGCAGAGCGACAACAUCCGGGCACCGUCAGUCAGCCUGCGCAGAAACAGAAUGGCGGAGGUUGGUGAAAAGCCUCUGAAUUUGUAGUUUGUUGUGGCCCAGUGGAGAUCCUGAGGUACAUCAAUGGAGGUCCUCACAAGCAAGAGACGUUUGCAAAUGUUAGAGGAGUAGGAGGUGUCGCCCUUCUCCCCCAUGAAGAUGGCAGCACAAUCCCACACUGGGGCCAGUGAGCCUCCCUUGGAGGAGCUGCUGGCUCUGUAUGGAUAUACCGUCUCAGAGCCUGAGAAUGAGACCUGUCACUUGGCUGCCAGUCUACCAGAAAUGACUCUUGACAAGGAUCGGCUAACUGAGGAUCUUUUUCCGAAGGAAGAGGAAGCAUCCCGCGGUGAUCUCACACCCUCUGUCACUUCAAACACCUCAGAUCUGCUGCAACGCCUACAAGGUGGAGAGAAAGACAUAUUAGUCAGCUCAUCAGAUGAGGACUCAAAUGAUGCUUCCAUUCCCUCAAAUGAAGACCAUAAGGAGAUUAUGGUUGGAUCUAUGUACCAGGCACAAAUCCCGCCUCUCUGCCCCUACACCUACCAGGACAAAGCCUACCACAGUGAGGACCAGUUGCUGUGGAGUCCAGGAAUUCUGCCCUUGGAGGAAGUGGAAGAGUUCUUGUUGAAGGCACAGAGCUCACAAGGGCAGGAUGGGGCAACGUGCACAGGAGGGCAAGGGGAUCCUGUCCAAGACAAUGAACAGGCACUGUAUGAACUUGUGAAAUGCAGCUUUAAUGCAGAAGAGGCACUGAGACGAUUACACUUCAAUGUAAAAGUGUUCAGCGGGGAGCUGUGUGGCUGGAGUGAAGAUGAAUCCAGGAAGUUUGAACAAGGCUAUCGGGUUUAUGGGAAAAAUUUCCACCUCAUUCAGGCCAAUAAGGUACGAACGCGCUCUGUGGGGGAGUGUGUGGAGUACUACUACAUGUGGAAGAAGUCUGAACACCACGAGUACUUUACCCAGCAGGCCACCAGGCUCAGCCGUAGAAAGUACAGUCUACAGCCAGGGAACAUAGAUGAUGGCGACCAGGAUGGUGAAGUGGGGGAGCUGGAGGGAAGCAACAACUCCCAAGUCUUGUUGUCUCGCAGCUCUGUGAGCCCCAUACAGUUGGAGUCUCCCUUACCUCCAUCAAAACUGGAGCUGAACAAACAAGGGGGUGAGUUGGUGAUGGGGCUCUCAGACCUUUGCAGCGAUGGGUGUCCUCAGAAGCUCUGUGGCUGUUCCUUCUCUCUCCCACCCAUGGAUGAUCUACAGGACCAUUGCUCAGAUGCUUGUUGUCACACGGCUCCAUGUCAGCUCCAGCCCCAGUCCUCUCAGCAGAGCUCCCACUGGGGCUGCAGCAGUGCUCCAUCCCACUGCAACGACCACCGCCUCCCAAGCUCCUGUUUCUACCAGUUGCACAUGCAUGGUGGAACUUUGGUUUCUGAGGACCCUGGCUGUGAACCAGGGUACAGUGGACCUCACAUCCCCAAUAAGUUGGAAGUGGACUACAGCCUGCUGCCUCCCUCAUCCGCUGCCCUCCCAUCACGCUUCCAGGCAUUGAGCAGCCUCUUGAGCCUUCCUCCUGCCCACCCCUCUCAGCCUCUCACACAGUGAGGGAACAUGGGAAGGAUGAAUUUAUGAGUAGAACCCUUCGUGGUUUUCUCUGUGAGGAGAUCAUUUAUGCUGCUGGGAUUAGAGCAACCACAAAGAAACGUUUGUUUCGAUACGAUUUUGUACUUUUGGAAGCACAAAUCAUGUGAUGACAUUGAUCUUGGAAGCAACAAAGCCAAAUGACUUGUACAGCAGAGAGAUUUUGGAUAAUGUUUAACCACUGUUGCCUCUUUUUCUCAUUGAUCCAUGUCUAAACAUUUGACUGUUGUUCACCUUUUACAGAGCAUCAUCCAGCAGGAGUCACUCUUGUGCUUCUUCAUUUCUUUCUGCAGCACAUUUGACACAGCAGCUGCUUCAGAUUUGUUUGGUGGAGUGUAAAACAGUGAUUUGGUUGCUGGCAGUCUGCUCACAAUGGAAAAAUCUGUUCCUUCAAACCGUCCCUGAAUUAAUCAGCCUUUCUUCAGUUGGAGCUCUUGACUUUUUUCUGCUAUUCCAGCCUUGUCCACUCCAUAUUUCUGGCUCAAAGCUUCAUUCCCAUAGUAAUUUUUUGACUGCAUGUGAAGUUUUGAAAGUGAAGAAACUCAAAUAACUGGGAGCAAAGUGUUCAACGUUUGCAGAUUUGGCACACAUAUUUUUCUUUUUUAAUUUCCGUUCUCCCUGUGCUUUUUUUUUGUUGCUGCUGUUGUUUUUUAGUUGUUUGAAGGUACAGUGUCAUGACCCGUCAUUGUGUCAUUGUGAACAGUUUCUUAUUGCAGUUAAAAGUCUCUUUUAAACGUCGAGCAUUUGUACAGUAUAAAACGAGACAACGGUAAGAGAAGGCUUACCUCUACCAAGGUGCAACAGUCCUCUGUUUAAGUCCUGGUGGGGGCACUGUUUUGCCAAAGCACAAAUAACAUGGAAAUCAAUGGGAGACAUUUUAAAAAAUAUUAAAUACUACUCUGGAUUUGCAUCUACUUCAGAGUUGUAGCAACUGUUCCUCGACCCAAGACAGACCAGUGCUCCAGAGUUAUUGGAAAUCUGUCCAGGUCUUUUUCAAGUAUCUGAAAGGCCAUCUCAAAUAUUUAAAGGAGGAGAUUAAAUGAAAUAUUUUGGAGGCGAAGUUGCAUCACUGCCAAAAUUUGCUCAACUCUUUCUUGGCACAGGGAUUGAAUGACUACAAAUGUUGUUCUCAUCUCAAAAGCAAUUUUCAAAUUUUAGCCACGACAAAUGGACAGCAGUGAUCACACGAGAGGAAUCGAUUUCAUCCAAACACAGAUUACCAUAUUAUCCAAAUAUUGAUGAUCACCAAUUUUUCCAUUACGUCCUCCAGACAAGUAUUAUAGAAACGUUGGUACAUGUUUUUUUGGAUUAAGGCUCAGCUAUUUGCAAAGAACUGUAAUACAACAUAGGUAAUUAAAGAUGUGUUCCAGAUGAGAGUGAACAGUUCUGGCACCCCUGUUUGUUUGCCUUUGAUAGUUUUACAGUAAUGUGUUUGACCUCAUCCACCGUCCAACUGUUUCUGUGUUUUGUAAAACACCACAGAUCGCAUAAUUAUGCAGAAUAUUGAUGAGCAUAAUGUUGAUUUGCUUUUGGGAACUGCAGCAUGAAUAGAGAGAAUUAGAUCAAGAAGUCUGAAUUAAUCAUAAGUAAAAUUAUGUGAACAAAGGAACAUGCCAUUAUCGUUAGACAACAGAACAAUCUGAACAAACAAGGUUACUCACCUUUUCAUCUUGUAAAAAUGCACAGAAAACUUUAUUUGGGGGAAAGCCUCACCUAUGUCUAUGCAUUAAACAGUACAAUAUUUAAAAGUGUGUUGGGACACAAUGCUGUGGUGUCCAGAAAUUAAAUGUCUAAACUGUCACAAAUUCUCUGUCAAUAUUUCCAUGUCUACAGUUGGUACCAAAAUUGUGAAGCCGAUUGAUUUUGAGACGUAUUAAGACUACAGCCAUUUUUAUAUCAUCACAUUAUGUUGUUUUUUUCCAGAGCACAAAGGAAGUUUAUGAUUAGUGAGUACAGGAAAUGUUCUUUGAACCUUGUGUGCAUUUAUGAGACAAAGGUCAAUGUAACAGUCUGAUUCACAAGCAGAAGAUUGAGACAAUCUAAGGAUGUUGUGUUGAUGAGAAUCUAAUUGACUGAUGCAUCAAGCUUUGACUAACUGUUUUUAAACUAUUUUAAAUUGCAUUGUACAGGAUAUUUACAUAUAAAAUGCAGUUGAGAACAUAAAAAAAAUGUAGCUAAUUUACAAAAAAAAAAAUUCAUACAUAUGUAUUUAUUUUUUAUGCAAAUCGAUAUAUUUUUAGGUCGUGUGUGUGUAAGGAUUUCAGUGAAGUUUUUGCAGGCGGGGAACAUUUUGCCUGGUUGUUUAAAUUUAUCUUUCCAUCUGCUUUAUCUGUGCCACUGUUUUUCCUGACCUGUCUUAAAAUGUGCUCUUCUCUUAAAGCCAAGGCCGUUUCAGUGUUUUUUCUUUGUUUAGACAGAGGCUGUGAGGAUUCAGGCAGGAUGUGGAAUAUAAUUACUGCAAUCUGUUGAAUAGUUUAUUUCUGCUUUUGCAGCAAUUUAUAAAAUGAAUGCCUGGUAUUAUGUUUCUAAUUAUAUUUUGUAAAA
Molecule: messenger RNA, 4261 nt
Organism: Thalassophryne amazonica
Lineage: Eukaryota; Metazoa; Chordata; Actinopteri; Batrachoidiformes; Batrachoididae
Gene: mier2
Product: mesoderm induction early response 1, family member 2
Exons: 12
Coding region: 239-1681 (480 amino acids)
Biological process (GO): negative regulation of transcription by RNA polymerase II
Cellular component (GO): nucleoplasm
Molecular function (GO): transcription corepressor activity; histone deacetylase binding
Source: RefSeq, a predicted model, not a curated record